Messenger RNA from Tachyglossus aculeatus (Australian echidna), 1967 nucleotides. It is a transcript of the gene RNF26, whose product is annotated as ring finger protein 26. Gene Ontology annotation, biological process: ubiquitin-dependent protein catabolic process; protein ubiquitination. The transcript has a single exon. Gene Ontology annotation, molecular function: ubiquitin protein ligase activity. Lineage: Eukaryota; Metazoa; Chordata; Mammalia; Monotremata; Tachyglossidae. Bases 504 to 1763 code for a protein of 419 amino acids. The record is from RefSeq and is a predicted model, not a curated record.
CCAAACCCUCCCCAGGCCCCCUAAACCCACCCAAGAGGCCUGACACUGGCUCCAGGGCCCCCAAGCCCAUUCCAGGGGGCUGACACCUGCUCCAAGACCUCUCAAGCUCACCCCAGAAGUCUGCCCUCCUCUCCAGGACCCCCAAGCCCACCCCAGGGGUCUGCUCUCCUCUCCAGGACCCCCCAAGCCCACCCCAGGGGUCUGUCCUCCUCUCCAGGACUCCCCAAGCCCACAUCGGGGUCUGCCCCCGGCUCCAGCACCCCCAGGACCUACCCCUCACUCCAGGCCCCCACAAGCCCACCCCAGGGGUCUGCCCCCCAACUCCAGGGCCCCCAAGCCCUUUCUAGGGGCUGCCCCCGACUGGCGCAAGCUCUCCCCAGGGGCUACCCGUCACUCCGGGCCCCCUCACAACCCCACCCCAGGGGUCUGGCCCCCAAACCCUUAUUAGAGGCUGCCCCCCACCCCACAAAAGCCCUUCCCCGGGGCCGCCCCCCGCCUCGGCCAUGGACGUGGUGUUCCUGGUGGUGAACGGCGUGGGCCUGGCCCUGGACGUGCUGAGCUUCCUGCUGGACCUCAACUUCUUCCUGGUGUCGUGGCUGCUGACCGCCGCGGUCUGGCUGGUCGCCUUCGUCUACAACCUGCCGGGGUCUCUGCUGGCCGUGCUGCUGCUGUGCGGCCGUGGGAUGCUGCUCUCCUUGGCCGCCCUGGGCGAGGCCCUGGGCCGCCCGGCCCUGGGGGCCCUGCAGGCUGCGGGGGCCCUGGUGCGGGGCUGCUGCGGCUCGGGGCUGGAGGGGCUGAAGGUGGUGGGGCACCUGGCGUCGCACGUGGGCCUGCGCGGGCGGGAGGUGGUCUGCCGGGGGCUCUGGGGCGUGCUCAGCUCGGGCCAGGCCCUGCUGCGCCAGGCCUGCGACGUCUGCACCAUCGCCACGAGCCUGGCCGCCUACGUGGUCAACAGCCUGGUCAACGUGUGCCUCAUCGGCACCCAGAACCUGUUCUCGCUGGCCCUGGCCCUCUGGGACUCCGUCGUGGGGCCCCUGUGGAGGGUCACGGACCUCCUGGCGGCCUUCCUCUCGCACGCGUCCAGCAGCGCCGUGGCCACGGCCAUCCUGCUCUGGACCCCCUGCCAGCUGGUGCUGGAGCUGCUGUCCUCCGCGGCCCGCCUCCUCGCCGCCUUCGUCCUGGUCAACCUGUCGGACCUGGCCGUGCUGGCCUGCGUGUUGGCCCUGACCCUCGCCGUCCUGCACCCGGGCCUCGCCCUGGGCCUGGCGAUGCGGGCGGCCGCCCUCGUCCGCGCCCUACCCCCUUGCCCCCGGCUGUGGGGGGAUGUGGCCCGGCUCCGCCGCCUGCUCCUGGGCUCAGAGGCCUGGCACCGGGUCCGCAGCCGCGGCCUCCAGCUGGCCCACUGGCCCGGCGGGGACGGGGCCCGGCGGGAGGCCCCGGGGGCCCCGCCGGGAGGCCCCAGGAGGGGACCCCCCGCCGAGCCGGCCCCCGGCCCCCCGCCCGGGGUCCCGCCGCCGGAGGAAGGGGGCCGGGGGCGCUUGAACGAAGAGGAGCACGACCCCUGGAAGCUGCUGAAGGAGCAGGAGGAGCGCAAGAAGUGCGUCAUCUGCCAGGACCGCACCAAGACGGUGCUGCUGCUGCCCUGCCGCCACCUCUGCCUGUGCCAGGCCUGCACCGAGAUCCUGCUGGGCCAGCCCGUCUACCAGCGCAACUGCCCCCUGUGCCGCCAGGGCAUCCUGCAGACUCUCAACGUCUACCUCUGAGGCCCCGGCCGGCCCCCCCGCCGGGCCCUCCGGACUCGCAACGCACAUUCCCGGCGACCGCUUCCCCGGCGAAGCCGCGGGGACCAAGAGGCAGGGAUUCCGCUGCCCAGAUAAGGCGGGCUUCGGGCUGGCGCCGGCCAGAUGCCGCCUGGGCCUGGGUCUGCGGGCGGGGGGCCCCCCGGGACGGCGAUAGAGACCGCAGCU